Molecule: messenger RNA, 1520 nt
Organism: Ipomoea triloba (trilobed morning glory)
Lineage: Eukaryota; Viridiplantae; Streptophyta; Magnoliopsida; Solanales; Convolvulaceae
Product: enoyl-[acyl-carrier-protein] reductase [NADH], chloroplastic-like
Exons: 13
Coding region: 167-1339 (390 amino acids)
Biological process (GO): fatty acid biosynthetic process
Molecular function (GO): enoyl-[acyl-carrier-protein] reductase (NADH) activity
Source: RefSeq, a predicted model, not a curated record
CUUCUCUUUUCCUUCCCUCUGUUCAUUUACCCUGCUACUUCCACCACUGUUGUGCUACAAACAGAACACACAAUUUCUUAGCCGGAUCAAUAAAAUUUCCAUAAUCAAAUUGAAACCUCCCACUGCUCUUCUCUCAGCAACCAAGAGGUUUUCAUUAAUCUCUGCAAUGGCAGCAGUUGUGACUUCCUUCUUGCAAACUACUGUAGCAAGGCCCUCUGUUUUCUCUACUCGGAGAAUCUUUAGUGGGUGCUCGAAUGCUGAUGCUAAAGAAGUGUCAUGGAAUAGGCUUGCCAGUACUCAUCAUGUAUCAUCUGUACGGCAUUUGCAUCGUUCUUUCACGUCAGCAUCUCCAACAUUUGGAAAAGGUGUAACUAGGGCAAAAUUGGAAAGUGAUGAAAGCAAGCCUGUUACUGGUUUGCCAAUAAAUUUGAAAGGUAAAAGGGCAUUUAUAGCUGGCGUAGCAGAUGACAAUGGAUAUGGCUGGGCUAUAGCAAAGUCCUUGGCUGCUGCAGGUGCAGAAAUUCUAGUUGGAACCUGGGUACCUGCCUUAAACAUUUUUGAAACAAGUCUACGGCGUGGGAAAUUUGAUGAGUCACGUGUGUUGCCAGAUGGAUCUUUGAUGGAGAUUACAAAAGUAUAUCCCCUAGAUGCUGUUUUUGACAGCCCAGAGGAUGUGCCCGAAGAUAUAAAGGCAAACAAACGUUAUGCUGGAUCUAGUAAUUGGACUGUUAAGGAAGUAGCUGAAUGUGUAAAACAGGAUUACGGCAGCAUUGAUGUUCUUGUGCAUUCACUUGCUAAUGGACCUGAGGUUACUAAGCCUUUGUUGGAGACGUCUAGGAAAGGAUAUCUGGCAGCAAUAUCUGCCUCAAGUUAUUCCUAUAUUUCUUUACUCCAGCAUUUCCUUCCAAUAAUGAAUCCAGGUGGUUCUUCCAUUUCUCUUACCUAUAUUGCUUCUGAGAGGAUAAUUCCAGGAUAUGGAGGAGGCAUGAGUUCAGCAAAAGCUGCACUCGAGAGUGAUACAAGAGUGCUUGCUUUUGAAGCUGGAAGAAAGCAUAAAGUUAGGGUGAACACAAUAUCUGCUGGUCCAUUAAGAAGCCGUGCAGCAAAAGCAAUUGGGUUCAUUGAUAUGAUGAUUGAUUACUCAUCAGCCAAUGCUCCUCUCCAGAAAGAGUUGUCUGCAGAUGAAGUCGGGAACACGGCUGCCUUCCUUGCAUCGCCAUUGGCUUCUGCCAUUACUGGUGCGGUUAUCUAUGUCGACAAUGGCCUGAAUGCUAUGGGCGUGGGUGUUGACAGUCCCAUAUUUAAAGAGCUUGACAUCCCCAAGGCCAAGGACCAUUGAGGCUUAGUGUAGAGAGUUUGAAUCAUCACAACUAGUUUUUAUUUUCUAAUGGCUUUGCCAGCGGCUCAUAUAUAUGAGAUUUCCUAUUUUUGUAGAAAGUAUUGUUAGUCUGAUUAUCCAAACCCAAUAAAUUUGGGAGAUCCUUAGGCCAUCUGCAUCCAUGAUUUCUUUCCAGUUGCAA